Phycomyces blakesleeanus NRRL 1555(-) is the source of this 693-nucleotide messenger RNA. RefSeq lists its product as hypothetical. The transcript is spliced from 9 exons. The record is from RefSeq and is a predicted model, not a curated record. Gene Ontology annotation, molecular function: aminoacyl-tRNA deacylase activity. Lineage: Eukaryota; Fungi; Mucoromycota; Mucoromycetes; Mucorales; Phycomycetaceae. The coding region runs from base 1 to 693 and encodes 230 amino acids.
AUGCUCGUCAAAGAUUUACCACUAGAGCAACGACAAGCACUCGAGGACUUGACUAAUGACAUUAGCAAUGUCUUCAAGUCAAUCUCGACAGAUUACCUUGAGCAAUGGCGCAUUGAUUGCGAGCGUGGCCCACUAACCGACUGCCCCGAGAGUGUGAAGCAGGUUGAACAAGGGUCCAAGGCCAUUGGUCUUGAUCACCUUUCAAAGUAUAUUCAUGUGGAGCCCGACUACUAUGACUGGGAAUUGCAGCAGCGCGCGUUUAGAGUUCAGGCACCUUCUCGCGAACACAUGUGCAAAAGUGUGGUCCUAGAAAAUACACGCUGUACCCAUAGUUCCAUUGAAGAUCGGGAUAACUCUCGUUACUACUGUGUCAUUACUCAGUAUGUCAAACCUGUCAACACUCAGAAACUACUCAAUUUUGUAAGAGAUUUGAAAAAUAGAGAAAUCAGUAAGAAGUAUUACAAUUUUCGUCUGGCCGACUCAGAGAAAUCACUUGAGCUGACUGGUUACAAAUCAGGAGGAGUAUGCCCUGUUGGCAUGACUCAACCUGUUCCUAUAAUUAUUGCCAAAUCUAUUCUUGACCUGGAGCCUCCUGUGAUUUACUUGGGUGCCGGUCACAUUGACUGGAAAUUGGGUGUCCCUGUAAAGGACUUUAUCGAAGCCUCUGGCUGUUUUGUUGCAGAUUUGGAUUAA